This is a messenger RNA of Ornithorhynchus anatinus (platypus), 546 nucleotides long. Its product is annotated as pterin-4-alpha-carbinolamine dehydratase 2-like. The transcript has 3 exons. Gene Ontology annotation, molecular function: 4-alpha-hydroxytetrahydrobiopterin dehydratase activity. Lineage: Eukaryota; Metazoa; Chordata; Mammalia; Monotremata; Ornithorhynchidae. The record is from RefSeq and is a predicted model, not a curated record. Gene Ontology annotation, biological process: tetrahydrobiopterin biosynthetic process. The coding region runs from base 152 to 382 and encodes 76 amino acids.
AUUUAGUCAACACGCCAUUCUCUGUAACACACUGCUGUGGUGGUGGAUAUGGUUGGAAUUGUCUGUGGAGUUUUGCCCAUUGAAGCCUGGAGGAUAAUCUCGACCCUAUCUAAGAUCGUAUCCUGAGCUUAACUCGUUGGUCUCCAGAGAAAUGGAAAGAAAGAGGACCCUGCCCUGCCUACACCCCCUACUCCAGGACCCUGAGGCUUUUGGAUUUAUGUCACGUGUUGCCUUACAAGCAGAAAAGAUGAAUCACCACCCCGAAUGGUUCAAUGUGUACAAUAAGGUCCAGAUAACUCUCACUUCACAUGACUGUGGAGGACUGACCAAAAGAGACAUAAAGCUGGCUCAGUUUAUUGAGAAAGCUGCUGGUUCUGUGUAACGGAAUAGAACUGCAUAGGAGCUCAAAUUUGUGUUCAUGUUGCUAUACUUUUAAGGCACCUUGGAUGGAUAAAUUCUACUUUUUUUCUCUCCUUAUCUGAAAAUGAGUCUGGGUCUUAAUAGGUUCCAAGCUUAAAUUCAAAGAUGGUUGUAAUUGUAAUGCAA